AAAAGGGAGGGGGUGGAGAGAGAAAAAAGCGAGUAGGAGGGGGGUUCUGUGUAGUGCAGUGGUGAUAGCGAUCGCAGAGGCUGGCUUUAAAAAAAAAGCCUCCUAUGUGUCUGUAGUAGACCUAUCGGUGUAGGAGAGCGAGAGAGAGCGAAAGAGAGAGAGCACGAGAGAGAGGGAGACAGAGAGCGAGAGAGAGAGAGAGGGAACUAGUGUACCAGUGCUAAUGUAAAACAGGAUUAAAACACAAGAUGGCUUCCUGAAUGGGCAGGAACACAGAGAGACGAGAGAGAGACAGAGAGGUUAGACGAGAGAGCUUGAGGCCUCUGAUGGGGAGCCGACCAGCCGACGGAGUGCAGAAGAAGGCAGAUUGGCUCAGUGGGUGGGAUUUGAGGACAAUAGUAAAGCCUGCUCUAGAACCUCAAAACUGGCAGCAGAGACUGUUUCAGGGGUGGGUUCAGUGGAUGGCCCGAGAAGAAGAGGCCAGAUGGAAACUGGGUCACAUGACCGCCUGGAGGAAGGCGUGCUGAACCUGGGGCUGACCAAUGGGGCGAGCAGGCGCCCUGAUGAAGAGGAAGAGGAGGCGGUCGGAGGUGGAUGCUCUCCGAUGGGGCCGGUCUGGGGUCCCACACAGGGCAAGACGGCGCACCUUCAGCAGCAGGAGCAGCUGCAGUCCUGCUGGGGCGGCGGAGAGGCACGCUGUGCCCGGAGCUCCGCGAACGAGGCGGACAUCGAGGACGCCCGGAACUUAGUGGCUUUCUCCGCCAGCGCGGGCGCCUUGCCGCCCUCUGCCCUCCCUGAGCCACAGACGAAAACUGCGCAGCUGUACGAGAAGUUCAAUCAGGAGAUGGGCGGCGGAGGGGCGGAGUCGGGGCCAGUAGGCAGGGCCGCAGAGGGCGAGCGCUGCCCCCCUGAGGACCUGAACACCUUGCAGACAGCACUGAGCCAGGCGCGGCACGGCCACAAGCCGCCCAACUGCAACUGCGAUGGGCCAGACUGCCCCGACUACCUGGAGUGGCUGGAGAAGAAGAUCAAGCAGGCAGCAGACGGCCAGGAAGCCGCUGCCACACUGCACUCGGACCUCCAGCACCAUUCCUCCAACCCACCUCCUCAACUCAAUGGAGCCAAUCUUCCCCUCACCUCCCCGACUCCAGGCCCCCAUCAACAGGCGCCAUGCACCCCGCUCUCCUGUGCCCCCGUGCCCUGCUCCCCCGCCCCCAUCCCAUGUUCACCCAGUGUCCUCUCCAUCGCUAAGGAAAAGAAUAUUAGCCUGCAGACGGCCAUCGCCAUCGAGGCCCUGACCCAGCUCUCUGCCACUGUUCCGCAGACAGUGGUGCCUCCAGCGGAGGCUGCUUCUGCCAACCACCAACACCACCACCCUCCUCAUCACCUCCCUCAGCCGCAGCACGGCACCCGCCUGGUCCCAUCCUCUUCCUCCGCCUCGUCCCCAUUGCCGCAAUCCGUCCCUCCUGGACUGUACCCCCAGCAGGACCCUCUCUACUGGGAGCAGCACAGACCACAGUCUCGGGCAGAGGCCUCUGCACCCCACGCGAUGCCCGGCUCUGCGCACGGCCAGCCCCUCCGCUCCUCUCCCCACCUAAACUCAGCCUCCCCUUUCCCCAGCCCCCUUCCCGCGGCGGGCAGCCCUCUUCCCAAGCCGUGGCAGCCGGGCGCGGGUGGGAGCUGCGAGAGGGCCUCCCCCAGGAACCCCUGGAUGACGCUGAAGUCAGAGCCUCAUCCCCGCCUCCCGCCUCCACCCCACGGCAGCGGUGACCCCAUGUCGGAGCUGAAACAGCUCCUGGGAGACACCAGCGGGAAAUACAUGAAUCCAGCCUUCAGGUUUCCUGCCCCCCAGCACCACGGCCACCACGGCCUGAAGGAGAAAGGUGCUGGGCCGGCGGUGGCCCGGAUCAAGCAGGAGGUGGACUGCGGGGAAUACCCGGGCUCAGCGUGCGCCGUUAUGGGCCACUACGGGAUGGUGAACGGCCAGCAGCAGCAGCAGUACCCGGGCCGCCCGCUGUCUCCAGGGAGUGCCGCCAUCCGUCACUCGACCCAGGCGGCGCUGCAGCAGCACCUCCACCACAAGCGAAACCUCUUCUCCAGCGAUCCCUCCCUUCCCCACCGCCCGCCCUUAGGCUUCCAGGACCUGCGCAAGUGGUGGCCGCAGAUGGGGGGUGCCGAGGGCUCCCUCCCGAUUAAGCAGGAGCCCAAGGAGCCCAAGAAGAAGAAGAGUGCCCAGUCCCCGUCCCUCAAACAGCCGAUGGCUGGACUGUUCCCCCAGCCGGGUCCUCCUCUGCCCAAACCCAAGCAGAUCAUCAUCAAGAAGCCCAAGCAGAGGGCCUCGCAGCCCAUCUUCCUGCCCCAGAGCCAGAUUUUAGUGCAGAAGCCACCGCCCAGCCGCCCCGAGAGCGCUCCCCCGCUCAUCCCGGCUGCCCCCGCGCUCUCCUUUGCAGAGCCGGGACCUCUCCCCCCUCUCUCCUCCUGCAACCUCUCUCAGGCUGACAUGAGCUGCAUGGCUCCAGCCCACUCUCAGGAAUCCAUUUUGAACAGUGCUAUUGCUCCCUCUGCCGCCCCCGCCGUCUCAGAAAGUGCUCCCCCCGCCUCCGUUCCUCUCCCCUCCCCAGUCCCUCCGCCCCAAAGCGAUCCAGAUAGCUCAGGCCCAGUGGGGUCAGAGGAGGGAAACUCUGCGCCCAGCACCACACCUGCGGCCCUCUCAUCCCAGUCAUCACCCUCUCUCGCAGGGCUCGGUUCCCUAGACCCCAAAUUCGAGGAGCUGAUCCGCCAGUUUGAGGCGGAGUUCCCAGUGCCCAGCCCUCAGACGCAGGCCCCAGAGCAGGCCCAAACUCAGUCUGCAGUCGCGGAGUCUCAGCCAAACUCUAACUCAGGACAAGCCAGCCCCCCAGCACCCCCUAUGGAUCAGCCGCCUGCCCCGGCCACCCUCCCCCCACCAGCAGGCGAGGAGAUGGAGCUGGAAGAGGAGGGGGCUAGGACCGCAAUAGAGGGAGAACCCGCGAGCUCUGUCCCGCUACCUGGGGACGGUGUCAUGGAGAUGGCAGUGGAGCAGGAGCUCGACGGAGGGGUCGAGGGGCAGAGUUCCCAGUCCCAGGUCUUGCCCUCAACCCAGGAGGCCCUCCUGCAGCAGCAGCAGCACCGUGUCCUGGAGGAUCCCUUCACCAUGCCCUUCUCCCCACUGCCCAAGCGCAUGAAGCUCGAGGCGUCUGGAGGGGUGGCGGUGCUCUCCACCACCACCUGCCUCUCCACCAUGCCGGACGAGAACGAAACGCCCACCAAAGAGGGCCCGCCCUCCGACCCCACCCUGCGGGGCUUCCUGGAGUCACCCCUGCGCUAUUUGGACACGCCCACCAAGAGCCUGCUGGACACGCCUGCCAAGGAGGGCCAGGCCGAAUUCCCUCUCUGCGACUGUGUGGAGCAAAUCCUGGAGAAGGAUGAGGGUCCGUACUACAAUCACCUGGGUGCAGGUCCCACAGUGGCCUCGAUUAGAGAGCUGAUGGAGAGCAGGUAUGGAGAGAAGGGUGAGGCGAUACGCAUUGAAAAGGUGAUCUACACAGGCAAGGAGGGGAAGAGCUCUCAGGGAUGUCCCAUCGCCAAGUGGGUGAUCCGCCGCGGCAGCGAAGCGGAGAAGCUGCUCUGCCUGGUGCGUCACCGCGUCGGCCACCACUGUGCCAACGCCGUCAUCAUCAUACUCAUCCUGGCGUGGGAGGGCGUGCCGCGGGCACUGGGCGACAAGCUGUACCACGAGCUGUCGGAAACUCUCACCAAGUUCGGCAACCCCACCAGCCGCCGCUGCGCGCUCAACGACGAUCGCACCUGUGCGUGCCAAGGGAAGGAUCCUGACACCUGUGGUGCCUCCUUCUCCUUUGGGUGCUCCUGGAGUAUGUACUUCAAUGGGUGCAAGUACGCCCGCAGCAAGACGCCCCGGAAGUUUCGGCUGCAAGGAGACCACCCCAAAGAGGAGGAGAAUCUCAGGGAUAACUUCCAGGACCUGGCCACGAAGGUGGCCCCCCUGUACAAACAGCUAGCCCCCCAGGCCUACAGCAAUCAGUGCGCCAUGGAGCAGACGGCCUCUGACUGCAGGUUGGGUCUGAAGGAGGGGAGGCCAUUCUCAGGGGUCACUGCUUGUAUGGACUUCUGCGCUCAUGCCCACAAGGACCAGCACAACCUGUACAACGGCUGCACUGUGGUGUGCACACUGACGAAGGAGGACAACCGGAUGGUGGGGCAGAUCCCGGAGGACGAGCAGCUGCACGUGUUGCCGCUCUACAAGGUGUCCCUGACCGACGAGUUCGGCAGCGAGGAGACCCAGCGCCUGAAGAUGCAGACUGGUGCCAUCCAGGUGCUCACCAACUUCCGGCGCGAGGUGCGCAAGCUGCCUGAGCCCGCCAAGUCCUGCCGCCAGCGCAGGCUGGAGGCCAAGAAAGCAGCGUCCGAGAAGAAGAAGGGGCAGAAGCUGGGAGAGACCCCUGAGAAGAGUAUCAAAACAGAAGUGCGCCAUUCUGGCUCCCCUCACCCUCAGCAAGGCAACAAAGCAAUCCCAAAACAGGAGGUGAAGCCUACUAUCAAGACGGAGAAAGACGGUCGGUUCCCGCCCUUCAACGGGGUCCUGGAUGGCUACUCUGGGCUAGGAACCCACCAGGGAACUGACCCCUACAGCAUGAACAGCGUCUAUUCUUACCCUGGUUACUAUGCAAGGAGUGGCCUCCCUUCCAAUGGGCCUGCUCCUGCCCCUGCUCCUAGCCCUGUCAACGGCUUUCACCCUAAUCUGUCCACAUUGCCCUACGGCUACUACAACUACCCCCCAAAUGCACUCUUCUCCCCUCAGUUCAUUGGCUACGAGGGCCGCAAUGGGACGUGGCCCAAGACUGCAGCCACAGCUACUUCCUUCGAUAAGAAGCUGGACGUACAAAGCUUGCAAGCUAGCCUGGCUCACUCUUACCCUGACCACCCUGAGCAGCCGACUGGUGAAAGAGCCAAGCGUGUCUACACACCCUCGUGCGACAAUGCCCAGCCCCACGCCCUCCCACCCCGGCCCCAGACAGCGCCGGCAGAUCCUACUCGCAGAGCCACACCGGUUAUCAAGCAGGAGCCCGUGGACGUGCCUCUGUAUCCCGACUGCAGAGCAGAGGGGGCACCGCAGCACUGUGCCACAGAGUCCAGCCCUGCCCCGCAGCACGAGGCCUGGCCUGGGCACAAGCUGAACGGCAGCCUGGCGCCCGACGCCUGGGAAAGCAGCCUGAAACGGGCCUCCUCCUCCGCCCAAGCCUCCACCUUCUCUCCAGACAAGCAGCAGCUCCACCAGCAGCAUCCGCAUCAGCGUCACCACCAUCCACACCCCCAGCAGCACCCGCAGCAGUGGAACUCUCUCCAAGGCGCGAGCAGCCCCAUGGCUUCCCUGGCCCCGUCUCCAUCUCCCUCCCUGAAGGCAACACCUUCCCCAUCUCCCUCCCCUCACCCUCCUGCCAAUGCCCGGCACUGGGAUAGCCCGUCCCCGAGUCCUCAGUCCAAGCCCUGGGGCAUGGGGCCUGCUGGGUAUAACCCUGGCCUGAAGCACAGCAGCCCAGCUGGGGGUUUUCCUGACAAGUUGUGGUAUAAGGCAGGCGAGAGCCGGGGCUCCACGCCGCUGGGGCUCCAGGAGAAGGCCUGGAAGUCCUGCGGUGGCUCGGUGGCCGGGAGCACCCCGUCACCAGCACCGGAGGGCAGGCUCUUCCCCGACACCUUCCAGCAGUCGGAGGCACAGGUGUGCUGGGAGCCCGGAGGCGCCGAGAGCCAAAUGCAGGAGCAGGCGGAGCGUGAGCUGGAGGAGGACGAGGUGUGGUCCGACAGCGAGCACAACUUCCUCGACCCCAACAUCGGCGGCGUGGCAGUGGCGCCCGCCCACGGCUCUAUCCUGAUCGAGUGCGCCCGGCGGGAGCUGCACGCCACCACGCCGCUCAAGAAGCCCAACCGCUGCCACCCGACCCGCAUCUCCCUCGUCUUCUACCAGCACAAGAACCUGAACCAGCCCUGCCACGGCCUGGCGCUGUGGGAGGCCAAGAUGAAGCUGCUAGCGGAGCGGGCGCGCCAGCGGCAGCAGGAGGCGGCGCUGCUCGGCCUCUCGCAGGACGACAUCAAGGCCUACGGGAAGAAGCGCAAGUGGAGCGCGACGGCCGGGGGCGCCAGCCCCGGCCCGGGACAAGGCAAGGACAAGAGGGAGGGAGCGGUCACACGCCUGGCCCCUGCGCAGCACACCACCUCAGUGGUCACCGCGUCACCCUACGCCUUCACCCAGCUCACCGGCCCCUACAGCCGCUGGGUGUGAGGGGCAGCAGACUGACACAGCAGAGAGAAGAAGAGGAGGGAGAGUGGGGGAUGCGUGUCACCCCUCCUCUGCCCUUUCCUCUGGGUCUCUCCACCCCAGCUCUUACCCUCUCUGUUCACCAGUAGGGGGGUUUCUUAUUUUUGGUUUGUUUUUUUUUUCUUUUGUUUUACCUCAAAUUUGGCGGCAGUUUGGGACUCCCCCUGACGGACAAGCUGCCUGUGGUGCUCUUCCUCUCUCCAGUGUGGGAGGGAUUACAUUGUUUCCUCUCCUUAAUACAAUAAUGAUCCUAAUUAUUAUUAUUAUUACUAUUAUUAUCAAUAUUAUUAU
Messenger RNA from Megalops cyprinoides (Indo-Pacific tarpon), 6640 nucleotides. RefSeq names its product tet methylcytosine dioxygenase 3 (gene tet3). The coding region runs from base 485 to 6313 and encodes 1942 amino acids. Lineage: Eukaryota; Metazoa; Chordata; Actinopteri; Elopiformes; Megalopidae. Gene Ontology annotation, biological process: oxidative demethylation; positive regulation of transcription by RNA polymerase II. Gene Ontology annotation, molecular function: DNA 5-methylcytosine dioxygenase activity. The record is from RefSeq and is a predicted model, not a curated record. The transcript has 11 exons. Gene Ontology annotation, cellular component: nucleus.